This is a messenger RNA of Eruca vesicaria subsp. sativa (arugula), 946 nucleotides long. Lineage: Eukaryota; Viridiplantae; Streptophyta; Magnoliopsida; Brassicales; Brassicaceae. The record is from the annotation of a GenBank genome assembly.
ACAAACACGACAAAAACAAAAGUAAAGCGAGAGAAAAAAGAGAGAGAGACAUGGAUCUUGAUUGGGUAGCAACUUUUUUCAAGAACGACGAAUGGCUGAUAGAUUAUCUCAAAGGCAUGGUGAAGCCUGCAGCGGCUCUCUCGGUUGUGCUUCUAGCCGUGGCUCUCUCCUACUCGCAGAAACUCUCUUUGGAAGGUGACAUGAUCUACUCUGUUUUCAGAUCGUUUAUUCAGCUCUCCGUUAUAGGGUUCGUUCUUCAGUUCAUUUUCAACCAAGAAAACGCAGGCUGGAUCAUCCUUGCUUAUCUUUUCAUGGUCUCUGUCGCCGGUUACACCGCCGGACAACGUGCCAAGCACGUGCCACGUGGGAAAUACGUGGCUGGAAUAGCUAUCCUCUCCGGAACUGCAAUCACAAUGUUCCUCCUCAUCGUCCUCAACGUCUUUCCUUUCACUCCAAGGUACAUGAUCCCUGUGGCCGGAAUGAUGGUCGGAAACGCCAUGACGGUCACCGGAGUUACCAUGAAACAGCUACGAGACGACAUCAAGAUGCAACUUAACCUGGUGGAGACAGCAUUGGCACUAGGAGCAACGCCAAGACAAGCGACGUUGCAACAGGUGAAGAGAGCUUUGGUGAUAUCUCUAUCUCCGGUUUUGGAUAGCUGCAAAACCGUUGGUUUGAUCUCUCUGCCAGGAGCCAUGACCGGUAUGAUAAUGGGCGGUGCGUCGCCUCUUGAAGCUAUCCAAUUACAGAUAGUUGUGAUGAACAUGAUGGUUGGAGCUGCCACAGUUAGUAGCAUCAUGUGUACUUAUCUUUGUUGGCCAUCUUUCUUCACUAAAGCAUAUCAGUUACAAACUCAUGUCUUCUCAAGCUGAAGCUUGUCUGAAAUUGAAAACCCAAUUAUUUUGUCUUAUUGUUUUUAUAAAUUAUACACAUUAACCAAACAGAU